AUGUCCCGAGGCACGAGGUGGAAGAAGGUUCCCACAGUGGUGCGUCAUCGAGGAACUGAUAACGGGCGGAAUACGUCGACCUGGAAGACUGCUGGAGAAACAAAAGAGUGUCUUCGUAGUGUGGACAAGAAGGAUACCUUCCUUCUGCAUUGCCGAAGGAUCGUCCUGGUCUUCCGACGAAGGGGGAAGAGGAGAUGCCUGAGGAGGCGAAAGACGUGGAACAUUGGCCGAGGAAGAAGAACGGACUCACAUGACCGACACUGA
Nezara viridula (southern green stink bug) is the source of this 264-nucleotide messenger RNA. The record is from the annotation of a GenBank genome assembly. NCBI's taxonomy places the organism in Eukaryota, Metazoa, Arthropoda, Insecta, Hemiptera, Pentatomidae.